UUAUCCUUAUUUAGGCUGAUCGAGUAAAAGAGCAUGGCUAUCCGGCCGAGGUUCAUAUGGUCGAGACGGAGGACAAUUAUAUAAUCGGUAUGUUCCGCAUACCCUAUUCGCACAAACUUCAAAACGAACACGAAUAUCGACCAGCUAUUUUGUUGCAACAUGGCCUGACCUCCUGCUCGGACGCUUGGAUUCUUAGUGGGCCGAAUGAUGCGCUGGCCUACCUUCUGGCCGAUGCUGGGUACGACGUUUGGAUGGGCAAUGCCCGCGGAAAUACCUAUUCGCGCAACAAUACACGUCUCUCAACAAAUCAUCCUUAUUUCUGGAGAUUUAGUUGGCAUGAAAUUGGAGUCCUCGACAUAGCAGCAAUGAUCGACUACAUUCUAGAUACCACCGGCGAAAAGGCUGUGCACUAUGCAGGCCACUCCCAAGGUACAACUGUAUUCUUUGUACUGAUGGCGGAGAGACCAGAAUACAAUGAGAAAAUAAAAACUGCCCAUAUGUUGGCCCCGGUGGCAUUCAUGAGCAACAUGAAAACUCUGUUGGCCAAGUAUACCAGGCGUUUCAUUGGUCGCCCGAACACUCUUACGCGGCUACUGGAUACCACGGAAGUAAUGCAGUCGACAUUCUUCCAAGAGCUCUACAACAUAUUAUGCACCAACCACCCGGUCGUGGAGUUCAUGUGCAGUAACAUAUAUUAUCUUUUUAAUGGAGACACUGAUUCGGGUAACAUGAAUAAAACCGUAUCAGGGCAGCUAAGUGAAACACAUCCAGCCGGUGCCUCAUCCACUCAGGUCUUACAUUACAUGCAGGAAUAUGAGAGUGGGUGUUUCUGCCAAUUGGAUUAUGGUACUGCGCAAAACCGAAAAAUAUAUGGCCAAGAUACACCUCCGGACUAUGAUGUCAGCAAAAUAACAGCGGAACUUUUCUUCUACUACAGCGAUGCGGAUACAUUGGCUGAUGUAAUCGAUGUCGAGUAUCUGGCCUCGAAGUUGCCUAAGAUGCCCAUCAUGAACCAUUUUCCCGGUGACACAAUUACUCAUGGUGAAUUUACCUGGCAUAUAAGGGUCAAGGAGCUCGUCAACAUGCCAAUUAUCCUGGCAUGCAAUGCUUACGAAAAUUUAGUAUACACGUCCGAUCGAAGCUGA
Molecule: messenger RNA, 1145 nt
Organism: Musca vetustissima
Lineage: Eukaryota; Metazoa; Arthropoda; Insecta; Diptera; Muscidae
Product: lipase 3-like
Exons: 1
Coding region: 57-1145 (362 amino acids)
Molecular function (GO): hydrolase activity, acting on ester bonds
Source: RefSeq, a predicted model, not a curated record